Protobothrops mucrosquamatus (brown spotted pit viper) is the source of this 519-nucleotide messenger RNA. The record is from the annotation of a RefSeq genome assembly. Lineage: Eukaryota; Metazoa; Chordata; Lepidosauria; Squamata; Viperidae.
AUGUUUUUAGUGGAGUAUCUGCUUUGUUUUAUUUUGGCUUUAGUGUUUUUUGGUGUUGUGGUCUUAAGUUUUGCUGUUGUACCUUAUCAGGGGGUUGUUUCUUUAGUGGGAAUCUCCUUUUUUUGUUGUGUUGCUAUGGUCGUAAUGGGUCGUACUUAUGCGGCAUUGGUGAUGUAUAUUGUGUAUUUGGGUGGGCUAGUCGUAGUUUUUGGUUAUUGUGUGAGUGUGGAAAAGGGUGAGGUGGUUGUUGGUGUUAGUGGGUUUUGAUAUUUUGUUGUGUUUUUGGGUGUAGCGGGGGUAGUGUGUAUGUUAAUAUUAGUUCUCGGGGGUGGUGGGCAAGGUUUAUUGGUUUAUUCGGGGUGGGAGGACUGGGUGUGUUUAGAGGUGAAUGGUUAUGGUGUUUUUUAUUGUGGGGGCGGGGUAGGGUUAGUGGUGUGUGCUUGAGGUUUAGUUGUGGCCUUGUUUUCUGUUUUGGUGGUUUUAGGUUGGACUCGGUUAGGUGGCUUCCGUCCUUUUAGG